Mytilus californianus (California mussel) is the source of this 1209-nucleotide messenger RNA. Its product is annotated as checkpoint protein HUS1-like. The transcript has 8 exons. Bases 56 to 922 code for a protein of 288 amino acids. Gene Ontology annotation, biological process: telomere maintenance; meiotic DNA integrity checkpoint signaling; double-strand break repair via homologous recombination. Gene Ontology annotation, cellular component: nucleolus; site of double-strand break; checkpoint clamp complex. Lineage: Eukaryota; Metazoa; Mollusca; Bivalvia; Mytilida; Mytilidae. The record is from RefSeq and is a predicted model, not a curated record.
GACAGCAGCAAAACGAAAGUAGGAAUGGCGGGAAAUGUGUAACAGUUAGAACAACAUGAAGUUUAGAGGGAAAAUCGUUGAUAUAGGAUGUAUACACCAUUUCACGAGAGUAAUAGGGACUCUCUCAAAACUAAUCAAAAGUUGUGUCUUGAGAAUAACUCCUGGUAAUUGGUAUUUUAUACUUGCUGAAAAGUUGGCAAAUGGAGGAAUACAGAUCUGGUGUGAACUACCUCAGGGUCAUUUCUUUGACGAAUAUGCAAUGGAAGGUGUAUCUAAGGAAGCUAAUGAGAUUUACUUAGAAGUUGCUCCAGAUAAUAUUGUUAAAGCUCUAAAAACAGCUAGCAAUGCCAAGUGGAUCAAGAUUAAACUGACAAAGAAACAUGUCCCUUGUCUUACUUUUGAAAUUGAUCAGCCAACAUUAAGUUCCCACAGCAGAACAGUCGUCCACGAUGUACCAGUUUCUGUUAUACCCCGGAGAUUAUGGGAAGACUACGAAGAACCUGGACUUCCACACUUUGAUGUCAGUAUAGCUAUGCCACAGAUGAAGUUAUUGAAGAACAUGAUAGAUAAAAUGAAAAAUCUCAGUAAUCAUAUGGUUCUAUCAGCCAAUCAGAAUGGAGAAAUGAAAUUAAGUGUAGAAACAGAUAUGGCAGCUGUCAGUACACAUUUCAGAGACCUGAUCAACCCUUCAACUCUAGACCAAGUACCAUGUUCACAUGACAGUUCUCCAGAAAGGGUGAAAGAUCCCAAUGAGUUCAGCAAGGCCAGGAUAGAUAUCAGAAAAUUUGCCCAGUUUCUAUCAGGACAGCUGGUUAAUCCAACUAAAGUUAUAUGUAAUAUUGUUCACAACAAAGUUGUGCACUUCCUAUUGCUGAAUGAAGAUGUCUCAUUACAGUACUUCAUGCCAGUUGUAGCUUCAUGAUACAGGAUAAGAAUUGUAUGGUUGUGUGAAGGGAGACAACUAGGAAUUGAUGACGGAUUUCAAAUUGUAUCAAGGGAGAUGAAUAUGUCCAAUUUUACAAUUUAAAGCCAAUUCAGUCCUUCAGCAUUUCACUUCUUUUUUUAUCAUAGAUUUGGAGUAUGUUCAACACAGUUAAUACUGUUUCAUGUGAGGUUAUUGUAAUAUUUAUAACCUAACACAAAAGGGAAAAGAAAAAUAUAUAAUCUUUUGUUCAUUGACAGCACAUAGUUCAAUGAAAAUUGUUUAGA